AUGAAUAAGGAAGAUUACUAUCUAAGGCUACUUUUGAACAUUCAAAAGGGAUGCACGAGUUUCAGUGAUCUAAGAACAGUUGAUGGUGUCGUUUAUGACUCCUUCAAAGAUGCAUGCUAUGCUCUAAGACUGUUGCAGGAUGACAGAGAAUUCAUUGAUGCAAUCUCUGAAGCAGGAACAUGGCACUUUGUAACUUUUUUAAGGAGACUUUUUGUUGUUUUAUUAACAUCAAAUAACAUGAGUAGGCCAAAUUUUGUUUGGCAAAAGAUUUGGAACUUUCUCUCCGAUGACGUACUAUAUGAACAAAGAAGAUUACUACAAAUGGAAGAUUUGAUCAUGUCAGAAGUCCAAAUAAAAGAUAUUGCACUUGCAAAAAUUAAGGAUUUGCUCCAGUCAAAUGGCAGGUCAUUGAAAGAAUAUUGUGGAAUGCCAUAUCCUUUAGAAAAUUUGAUGUCCACCUUAGAAGAUAGAAUUAUCAUGAAAGAGUUGAACUUUGACGUUAAUGCUCUUGCGAAUGAACUAAGUGGGUAUUUAGAAAGGCUAACUAAUGAGCAGAAAUUUGCAUACGAUCAAAUAAUUGGUGCUGUUAGCGGUAAUAUGGGUGGACUUUUCUUCUUAUACGGUCAAGGUGGUUGUGGAAAAACAUUCUUAUGGUCAACUAUAUCAUGCUCAAUUAGGUCUAAAGGAGGUAUAGUUUUAAAUGUUGCUUCGAGUGGGAUUGUUGCACUUUUGUUGCCUAAUGGAAGAGCUGCACAUUCAAAGUUUAAAAUUCCUUUGGCCAUAAAUGAGGAUUCUUUGUGUAGCAUUAAACAGGGAAGUCCUCUUGCAAGGUUAAUAUCCAAGGCCAAAUUAAUCAUAUGGGAUAAAACUCCAAUGAUAAGUAAGUAUUGUUACGAAGCUUUAGACAAAUGCCUCAGAGACAUCUUAAGGUGCUCAGAUUCGUAUAAUACUCAUUUGCCAUUUGGAGGUAAAGUUGUUGUUCUCGGAGGAGAUUUUAGACAAAUUUUACCUGUGAUUCCCAGAGGCUCAAGGCAAGAUAUAAUUCAGUCUUCUAUUAAUUCUUCAUAUUUGUGGCAUAACUGUAAGGUUUUGAAGCUUACAAAAAACAUGAGAUUGUCACUAGAUGGUGAAUCGAUCGUUUAUAUACCAUCUGACAUUUUGAUUAAGAACUCUGAGGCAACUUUGGAUGACCUCAUUGAUUUCGUGUAUUCAGAUAUGUUAUCCAAUUUAUCCGUUGAAAAUUAUUUCAAGGAUAGAGCAAUUCUUGCACUAACUUUAGAUUGUGUCACUGAUGUUAACAACAAGAUGACUGCAGGGUUACCUGGACAAGAAAGAGUCUACUUAAGUUCAGACUCUGUGUGUGCUGAAGAGGAAAAUAUGGAAUUUGAGUUAGAUGCUUUCUCGCCGGAGAUUCUAAAUGGAAUAAAUUGUUCAGGUCUACCACCACACAAGUUGGUUCUGAAGGUUGGCGCUCCUGUUAUGUUGCUGCGGAAUAUAGACCAAACUAAUGGUUUGUGCAAUGGAACGAGGAUGCAAGUUAGAAGAAUGAGAAAUCAUGUGUUAGAAUGCAAGACUUUAACUGGUAACAAACCUGGAAGUAUUGUUCUUAUCCCAAGACUGAAUCUAAUUCCAAAUAAUGAAACAUUGCCGGUCAGGAUAACGAGUAAAGAUAGUCUGCGAGUGCUGUUGCAAGAUCAUGGACACUUGGAAGAUAACUGCACGAUGAAUGUGGUAUCAAAGGAUAGCAUUGAAUUGAUGAAGGAACCAACAAAUAAGACAGAAUUGGGUACUGAUAUGGCACAAGAGCAGUAA
This is a messenger RNA of Arachis ipaensis, 1812 nucleotides long. RefSeq lists its product as uncharacterized. Gene Ontology annotation, biological process: telomere maintenance; DNA repair. Lineage: Eukaryota; Viridiplantae; Streptophyta; Magnoliopsida; Fabales; Fabaceae. Gene Ontology annotation, molecular function: DNA helicase activity. The record is from RefSeq and is a predicted model, not a curated record.